CCUCUCUCUGGCUUCGUCUGCCCGAUAUUCGGACCUCUCGGCGACGCGGCUUGCUAGAACUUCGGAAACAAACUUCUCCACUCCGCUCCACAGUUUUGUUAAGUUGGGACCAGGAUGGGCAAAUUUGCUUCCCCUGCGCUUCUGGUCUUUAGCCUGCUUCUUCUGGUCGCCGCCGGAGUCUGCGAUAAUAAUGUAUGUACCACAAGAGGAGCAAAUUCAUGUCAACAGUGCCUGGCUGUAAAUCCACAUUGUGCUUGGUACUUCAAUGAGUUUAUGCCAAAACCUUUCUCUCGCUGUGAUUUCACUGAAAAUCUUCUUCAGAAUGGCUGCCCAAAAAAGUAUAUAGAGGAUCCAGCCAGCCAGACCUUCAUACUGGAGGACAGACCUCUCAGUGCCAAAGGAUCAGGGAGUGACAUUACCCAAAUGACUCCACAGAAGAUUGAACUCCACCUGCGUCCAGAUGACUCCCAAACUUUCUCAAUACAAGUGCGCCAGGUGGAAGAUUAUCCUGUGGACAUUUACUAUCUAAUGGAUUUGUCUAACUCCAUGAAGGAUGACCUCCAUAAUAUCCAGAACUUAGGUACCAAUCUUGCCAUGGAAAUGCGCAAAGUGACAAGCAACCUGAGGAUUGGCUUUGGAGCUUUUGUGGACAAACCCCUGUCCCCUUACAUGUACAUUUCCCCUCCAGAGGCCAUUGAAAACCCAUGCUAUGACUUGAAACCACCAGAUGAUCACUGCCUGCCAAUGUUUGGCUACAAGCAUGUCCUAGCUCUCACAGAUGAAGUCAAGCGCUUCAACGAGGAGGUAAAGAAGCAAAGCGUGUCUAAGAAUCGAGAUGCACCUGAAGGAGGAUUUGAUGCCAUCAUCCAAGCAGUUGUCUGUGAUGACAAAAUUGGCUGGAGACCUGAUGCUUCCCACUUGUUGGUCUUCACCACAGAUGCCAAGACACACAUUGCUUUAGAUGGAAGACUGGCUGGGAUUGUAAUACCCAAUGAUGGGGAGUGCCACAUGAACAGCAAUAACUAUUAUGAAGCUUCCACCACACUGGAUUACCCAUCCCUUGGCCUACUGACAGAUAAACUCUCACAGAAAAACAUUAAUUUGAUUUUUGCAGUGACUCAGAACAUAGUUGGUCUUUACCAGAACUACAGCGAGCUGCUCCCAGGCACUACUGUAGGGACCUUAUCAAAAGACUCGAGUAAUGUUUUACAGCUCAUUUUGGAUUCCUAUGGGAAAAUCCGUUCCAAGGUUGAACUAGAAGUCCGUAAUCUCCCAGAAGAAUUAUCCCUCUCAUUUAAUGCCACCUGCCUUGAUAAUGAAGUCAUUCCUGGAGCUAAGUCUUGUGUUGGACUCAAGAUCGGCGAUACAGUGAGCUUCAGCGUUGAAGCGAAGGUCCGUGGUUGCCCAAAGGACCGGCAGACCUCUUUCACCAUUAAGCCAGUCGGCUUUGAAGACAGCCUGACGGUUCUGUUGAAGUUUAACUGUGACUGUGCUUGCCAGGCGGAUGCCGAACCUUACAGCAAUAAAUGUAACAAUGGGAAUGGCACCUUUGAAUGUGGGAUAUGCCAUUGCCACCCGGGCCGGCUGGGUUCCCAAUGCGAGUGCUCUGAGGAAGAAUAUAGCCCAUCCCAGCAGGACAAUUGCAGCCCCACUCAGGGGCAACCAAUUUGCAGCCAGCGGGGAGAAUGCAUCUGCGGCCAAUGUGUUUGCUACAGCAAUGAUUUUGGCAAGGUAUCAGGCAAAUACUGUGAAUGUGAUGACUUCUCUUGUGUUCGCUUCAAAGGGGAACUAUGCUCAGGACAUGGGAAAUGCGUCUGUGGAGACUGUGCCUGCGACCCUGAUUGGACUGGAGCAUAUUGCAACUGUACAACUCGGACAGACACCUGCAUGUCCAGCAAUGGGUUGAUGUGCAGUGGGCAAGGCCGCGGAUACUGUGCCUGUGGGAAAUGUGUCUGUACUCAGCCUGGCUCUUUCGGAGAAACCUGUGAGAAGUGCCCAACCUGUCCCGAUGCCUGCACCAUCAAAAAGGAAUGUGUGGAAUGCAAGAAAUUUGGGAGAGGAAUCCUGAUAGAACAAGGCACCUGCAACCGUAAUUGCCGGGAUGAGAUUGAGUUGGUGCAGGAACUUGGAGGCAAGGGGAAAGAUGCUGCGAACUGUACAUACAAGGAUGAGAAUGACUGUGUAGUGUACUUCCAAUAUUACGAGGACUCCAGUGGCAAAUCUAUCCUCUAUGUUAUUGAGGAACCAGAUUGUCCCAAGGGACCUGAUGUCUUGGUUGUUCUUCUUUCUGUAACUGGAGCCAUCUUACUUAUUGGCUUGGCUGCUUUGCUCAUCUGGAAACUGCUUAUUACCAUCCAUGACCGACGAGAAUUUGCCAAAUUUGAAGAAGAGCGUGCUAGAGCUAGAUGGGACACGGCCAACAAUCCCCUGUACAAAGGAGCUACCUCCACCUUUACCAACAUUACAUACCGUGGGAAUUCGUGAGAUUGUAGUCUUCCAAGGUCUUCUCCACUCAUGUUUACAGAACUGUCUCUGUUAUGGGUGUGAGAGAUUUUUUUAAAAAAACAAAACAAAACACAAAACAGCCAUUGCUCAAGAGCCUUCACUGUUCUGCUGUCACAAGAAAGUAUCUGCACUGUGAUUCUUCCAAGACUCUCUUUUUUUACCUCAGCUUUCCCAAGGCUACGGCCUGGACUCAUAUACUGAAGAAGAAAGCAGGACUUGCUCUUCAGUAUGAACAGCACUGCAUAAAUCCAGGGUUAAGAGAAGAUGCUAUCUGAAGAAAAUCAGGGGGUCGUGAUUAUUGAGCUUUACAAUAUAACUCAGAUGUGAAUUAGUGAAAUUUGGGGUAGAGGAGCUUUGAAAGAUUCAUGAUAUCUAAGUCCAUUGCAAACUGAACCCCAAAUCUCUCAUCCGGGCAAACUUUCAAGGGGCUCAGCUGGCUGCUGGUGCUGCUACUAUUGCCCUUUUCAUCCAUCUUUCCAAACAUGAAAGAACUGGUUGGGUUGGCCAAGGAAACAGCCUGCUGAAAGUCCUUCAUUUACACUUUGCACACUGCUGUCUAACACAGAACGUGCGAGGAAGUAGGGGAACUUUCUUCAAAAAUCGUUGCUCCUAAUAAACAUAGCUUAGGGGGAGAGAGAACAAGAAAGGGAGUUCAUUGUGGGGCUUAGGAACCUGUCCAGUUCUUGUUUUGCUGUCAAUAAUAUUGGUGGCAUAAAGAAAAAUUCAUUUUCAAAUCCAAUGUUUUACAUAUUAGACCAGAGCUCCAAUAUUGUUAGACUAUUCUUUUUGUUACACAUAUCCCAAUAUAAUAAAUUUCUUGGUUUUAAUUUUUAGAAGGAAAGAGUUCCUAGUGUGUAUAGAUUAUUUGCUUUCUCUAGUGAAAAAAAGCACUCAGCAUUAAUCCCUUUUGUACGCUGACUUCACAUAUUUCUAGGUUUUGGGCUCAGAUUAUAUUCCUCUUAGAUAAUAUUUCACAUAACAGUAGUAUCUUAGUAGGGUUCACACAUGAUAACAAGUUCUAAUGUGGAAUUUUUGUUAUUGGUUUAGCAUCAUGUACAAAUUCAUUCACUGUAUUGAUAUUGUAUAUAAACUGGGCCACUGUAAUUUAGUCUUUUUUUUAUAGAAAUAGCACUGGAUAGGGAGUUGCACUUGAUGAUGCCCCAAAAGCCUUUCAUAUCUUACAGCCUAUGAUUCUCAUCAACAAACUGUAAUUUUAAAAUCCUUACUGCAAUGUGUGGACAUCAACACCUAAGUGCAUGAAUAUAUAACUACUUGAUCUUCAUGGGGAAGGUUGGGGAAGAAAAUGUAGAUCAGGCAUACCAGAGGUCCCACGUUUAAUCACCAGCAUGUCAGUCUAGAAAUCUCUUGUCCAACAAGAGUGAGCCCUUUGAACAUUGCUGCCUACCAGUACAAUACAAGGUAGCUGCAUAAGUUCAUAUCAUGCACCAUAUAAAGCCAGAAAUCUCCUUAUAAGUAAAUGACAGGUAGGAUUUGCCAUUUGCUUUACAAUGCUUCACCCAAAGAAUUGGGACAGAUUCUCCUCAGGUUCUGCUUUUCACUCAGGGAAUCAAUACUCACCCAGGUGAGUGUCCUCGAUGACCAGAAAACUCUCCCUCAAGUUUUCUGAAGCACGAGGGGCUUGCUGAAACAACCUGGCUAAAUUCUUGGGGUCUUUGUAUCAUAGAGUCUCUAACAUAGGUAAAGCAUGAAAGAUGUUUGGCAGGAUGAAAUAUUAUCAUACCUGACUUUCAGCGGCUCUUUUCAUCUUGCAGCUCUUUCCAUUAGAGACUCGAGGCCAUAUCUAAACUUGGGAGCAGAAUAAUAUAAAUGUGCCUUUCCUUUCUCUUUUGCUUUUCACAACUGCAUUAGUACCUUUACUGCUUUAACACUUCCUAUAAAUAUACAUAGCAUCUUGGAUCUCUCUGGUGUCUUUCUGCUUCUGUAAUUAAGAAAAUGACAUUUCAUUCUCCUAUUAAUAAAUGUUGAACACAAAUUUGUUACUAGGAAUACUAGAAAGAUUUUCAUAAAAAGAUUUUCUCUUAAAAAGAUUUGCACUGAACCAACUUUGAGGUAUACCUUUUAUGAUUUCCCACAGUCAUUCUUCUAGUUCCCUUAUCCCAAAGUCAAUGUAUUCUCAUUUUCAAUGUUGUUGAAUCCUAACUAUUUGUUC
Molecule: messenger RNA, 4675 nt
Organism: Pseudonaja textilis
Lineage: Eukaryota; Metazoa; Chordata; Lepidosauria; Squamata; Elapidae
Gene: ITGB3
Product: integrin subunit beta 3
Biological process (GO): integrin-mediated signaling pathway; platelet aggregation; cell-matrix adhesion
Cellular component (GO): cell surface; synapse; integrin complex
Molecular function (GO): fibrinogen binding; fibronectin binding; integrin binding
Source: RefSeq, a predicted model, not a curated record